This is a messenger RNA of Myzus persicae (green peach aphid), 3003 nucleotides long. Its product is annotated as neuroendocrine convertase 1-like. Gene Ontology annotation, molecular function: serine-type endopeptidase activity. The coding region runs from base 551 to 2482 and encodes 643 amino acids. Lineage: Eukaryota; Metazoa; Arthropoda; Insecta; Hemiptera; Aphididae. Gene Ontology annotation, biological process: protein processing. The record is from RefSeq and is a predicted model, not a curated record. The transcript is spliced from 15 exons. Gene Ontology annotation, cellular component: trans-Golgi network; Golgi membrane.
AUGAAGAAUUCAAAGAUAACGUAAUUCAGUGAUUAAAAAUAUUGUAUUAAUUUAGUUAAUGAGGUAUGAAUAAUGCUUGGACUAUGGAAUAAGUUUUUAAGUUAGAACAGCUGUAAGGAGCGUAAUGAGAGGAUAUUUUAUUAAUGCGUAUAGUUCUGAGAUAAAUUUAGUAAAUGACUUAUAGUUGGUGUGACUAUUAGCUUAUAAUGAUAUUAUUGGAAUCGGCGAUGGAGGCAUAUGAAGAUUUGAGAAUGAGAGAGUGUGUUUUGAGAUGAGAGGACGUGAAUACAGUAUUCGAAUUUUGUGGUUUUGCGUGAGAUGAUUUACGAUGUUGAAGAAGUGCUUUGAAUAUUGGACAUAUUUUGUAGCUGGAUAUAUGAUUGCCCAUGCAAUGGACACACUUGGAAAACUUUUGUCUUUAGCGCAAAUGUCAGAAGAGUGGUCACUCCCACAUUUAACACAGCGUGAUGGAUGAUGAAAAUAGUUUGUGGUGUGUUCAUAGCUCUGGCAGUUACGACACUGAGGUGGACCACUCUUGGUCCUAUAGGAAAUGAGCACGAAUAAGGAAAUUAUUGGAUUAAUAUAUGCAUGUGAAUAUUUAUAUUUCGUCGUUGGUAAUUAUUUAAUCGAACCUCAUGAGUUAUUAGUACACCAUAAUCAUGGAGAAAACGACGUGAAUCACUAUUCAAAUGUAUGGUAUUUCCAUUCCACUGAUGAUCUGAAUGAAAUACACGAAACCAUAAUACAGCAGGGAUUUUCGUUUGCACAACCAGUAGAUGGUAUACCAAAUGUUUACAAAGUGAAAAGAGAAGAUCAUCCUGAAAUCCAUCACGAGCCAUUCCAUAACACAACUAAUAUUUUAAAACAGAAUAAUAAGGUGAAUUGGGCUAAACAGGGAUUUUCGAAAAACUUGUAUAAAAGAGUGCCGACGGACGUCCGCAGCAGAUAUGAGAGUUAUUUUAACGACGAACUUUGGAAAAUGCAGUGGUACGAGUACAUGCCUGAGAAAUUGCUUUGGGUCUUUUAUCAUGAUAUACGUCAUAACAAUAAUAUUAAAUAUACAACGCAUAUCCACCCAUCACUCCAAGAUUACCGAAAAAAUUAUACCAACGGAAUGCCUCUAAAUAUGAACUUAGUACCAGUAUACGAAGAGUUAAAAUACACAGGUAAAGGCAUUCGGGUAGCGAUUAUUGAUGAUGGAAUAGAACAUACUCACGAUGAUCUCAAGGACAAUUAUGAUGAAGAAAUCAGUAUCAAUCUAAACUGGAAUAAAAAGGAUCCUAUGCCUAGGUACGAAGAUCCUACAAAUACUCAUGGUACUAGAUGUGCUGGAGAAAUUGCAAUGGCUGCAAAUAAUACAAAGUGUGGCGUAGGUGUUGCUUACAAUGCAAAAGUAGGAGGUAUCGUAUUGCUCGAUGGUAAAACAAAUGACGAAAUGGAAGCUAGAGCCUUAAUUAACGCUAAUUCAUUGGUGGAUAUAUACAGUGGAUCAUGGGGGCCUACUGACGAUGGACUAAUGGUCGACGGGCCUGGAGUAAUGGCGCAAAUUGCAUUUGAAAUCGGCGCAACCAAGGGUCGAAACGGCAAAGGUUCAAUAUACGUAUUCGCCUCGGGCAAUGGUCGUAUGCUUUUCGACAAUUGCGCAUCGGAUGGCUAUGUGGGAAACAUUUACACCGUGGCCAUUAGCAGUGUCACUAUGGAUGGCAGAGCUCCCGAGUACGCCGAGAGAUGUGCCGCCGUCAUAGCAACUGCUUAUUCCGGCGGUCUGGAUGACGGUGUUAAAAUCGUUACGUCGGAUAUCAAUAAUACAUGCACGCUUUCACAUACCGGCACAUCAGCCGCAGCUCCGCUAGCAGCAGGAGUUAUAGCUUUAGCUCUCGAAGCCAAUGGCAAUUUGACGUGGAGAGACGUGCAACAUUUAUUGGUAAGGAACUGUGAAGUUGCACCUCUGUCGAAAAACUCUGGUUGGUCCACUAACGCAGCAGGAUUCGAUUUUAAUCCCCAGUUUGGUUUUGGAUUAUUAAACGCCUAUAAGUUAGUGAAAGAAGCUAUUGGCUGGAGCACGGUACCAAAGAAAAGUAUUUGUGCUACAAAUUUCCCUAUCAAGUGUAAAUAUUUUGGCCGAGCGUCAAAAUUUGUGUCCACUGUAACAACGAAUGGCUGUAAUGGAUACAUUAAAUAUUUAGAGCACGUACAACUAUGUGUGACCAUUCGGUAUCCAAAACGCGGUAUGGUGGAAAUAGAUCUAAAAUCCCCAAAAAACACAACGUGCAAAAUGAUGGAGCCACGACGCUUAGACGAGUCCAACAAGGGAUUUUUUGAAUGGAAAAUAAAAUCAUUGCAAUUUUGGGGCGAAAACCCAUCUGGAGAGUGGACGGUUAUUGUCAAAGACGAAACUUCUAAUUUAUUCACCGGGCUAACUGGAUCAGUAGAAAAGCUUAGAUUAAUAAUGCAUGGGACUAAAAAAAAUCCUUACAAUUAACGAAUUCGGAUAAUUUCAAAGAAUUUAAAAUAUUUUAUGCAUAUUAUAUUAUUAUAUUCAAUUUAGUAAAAAAAAAUGUUCAAGUUUAUAAUGUUUAAAGCAAAUUUAAUGAAUACAUUUGUGUUGUAAUAGUUGUCUGGACAUAAUAUAUCAUUGUAUUUUCAUUUGUGCUGUCAAGAACGAUAGGCAUUUCAAAUAAUAUACAACUCAUAAUAUCUAAUACAUAUUCAUGUCCGGAGUAUUUUUUGUAGUAUUAUAUGUAAAAUAAAUUGUUGUAGCGUAUUGGGUAAUAUUUUUAUAUUAUAUGUGUAUUGUGUAAUGUCAUAAACAGUGUACCUAUUUUUGAUUUGAAAUACACCAAAUUGAAGUUUUGUAACAAUUUUAAUAACUUUUACUCCCAAAGGCCGCUGCUGCGAGAGUAACUUUAUAUUUAAAAAAAAAAUAAUAUCGUUUAAUAAAACAUAAAUUCAAUAACAAACAUUUUGAAACUAUACGAUGGUUUCUACAUUAUUAAACAACGG